GCGAGGCCACAAAAGUCCACUCCUUCCCCCCAACCAUCCCCACCACUCCUCCUCUCAAACCAACACAAACAAGAAGUGUUCAGAGACUUUAUCUUCUUCUCUACUCCUCUUCUCCUUCCUUUACACAGAAGAAGAAGAAGAAGAAGAAGACAAUAUCAACAAACGAACCCUGAUUUCACAACAAUGCAAUUCUGAUUUCUCCAUCUACUUCUUCUGCUACAGUUUCUCUGUGUUUUUCUGUCUAGUUAUUCAAUCUCCUCUCUCUGUUGAAUCGACAGAGAUAAUGGAAUCUCCAGAGUCAUCUUAUGUUUCAUCACCAGAAGCUCCAAGGAGAUCUGGAACAACAGGAACUAACAAUAAGUACCCUGUUUCAGAUGACAAGGAGAAGCCUUUCUACAUUAGAUUCCUAGUAUCCAAUUCAGCAGCUGGUUCAGUUAUCGGAAAGGGAGGCUCAACGAUUACUGAAUUCCAAUCAGAAUCUGGAGCAAGGAUUCAACUUUCACGCACUCAGGAAUUCUUUCCUGGAACAUCUGAUAGAAUUAUCAUGGUGUCUGGAGGAUUUGAUGAGAUAAUGAAGGCAAUGGAACUUAUUCUUGCCAAAUUACUCAGUGAGGCUCAUCAUGCUGAAGAGGAUGAAGAUGUCGACACUAGAUCUAAAGUGAGGAUCAUUGUUCCAAACAGCUCCUGUGGUGGCAUAAUUGGAAAAGGAGGAGCUACAAUCAAGUCUUUUAUUGAAGAUUCCCAAGCUGGGAUUAAGAUAUCCCCUCAGGAUCAUAACUUUAUGGGGUUGAAUGAUAGGCUAGUGACAUUGACUGGCUCUCUUGAGGAACAAAUGAGAGCAAUUUUCCUGAUCUUGUCAAAGCUAGCAGAAGAUACUCAUUACCCACAGCAAUCUGUAAAUGCUCCAUUUUCAUACGCAGGUGUCAAUCUCUCUGGUUCUCCCUAUGGAUAUUUUGCUCCUCCUGGUCGAGGAGGCCCAUACAACUCACAAAAUUAUGGACCAAAUGGCGCUGGAGGAAAGUUUCAGAAUAAUAAGCAUUCUGGUGAAUCACAGGAAGAUCGAAGCAACUCGGUGACAAUUGGUGUUUCAGAUGACCAUAUUGGUUUAGUUGUUGGCCGUGGUGGAAGGAAUCUACAGGAAAUCACUCAGGUUAGUGGGGCAAGGAUAAAGAUUUCGGACAGAGGUGAUUUCAUGGCUGGUACAACAGAGAGAAAGGUGACAAUCACAGGGUCACGUGCGGCAACACAUUCAGCCGAGAAUAUGAUCAGGCAAAAGGUUGCAUCUGCUACAGAGAGUUAAGCAAUUGGUUCCCUAAUUCACGACUUCUUGUAAUUUUCCCCGUUUUUGGUUUUGUUUGUUGUUUGAGAAUGUUUAUUUGUAAACUGAGCCUAGUUUUGCGAUUUAAAUUAUAUUUGGUUGAAUUUGGAGAUGGUACAAUAUUGUCUCCUUUUACCUCGUGUAAUUUUCUUUUUUGAUCGAUAAGAGAAAAUACAUAAUUAAAAGAAGUAAAGGGCAAACAGUUGGCUGAAUAUUGACCUGUAAAGUCUAAUGUUAUUGGUAAAAAAGUUGCAGCAGAUCCAGAUGCUGCUGAAUCU
Papaver somniferum (opium poppy) is the source of this 1596-nucleotide messenger RNA. Its product is annotated as protein BTR1-like. NCBI's taxonomy places the organism in Eukaryota, Viridiplantae, Streptophyta, Magnoliopsida, Ranunculales, Papaveraceae. Gene Ontology annotation, molecular function: mRNA binding. The coding region runs from base 284 to 1300 and encodes 338 amino acids. The record is from RefSeq and is a predicted model, not a curated record. The transcript has 8 exons. Gene Ontology annotation, cellular component: cytosol; cytoplasm. Gene Ontology annotation, biological process: regulation of gene expression.